This is a messenger RNA of Brassica oleracea var. oleracea, 1394 nucleotides long. RefSeq names its product transcription factor bHLH66-like. Gene Ontology annotation, molecular function: protein dimerization activity; DNA-binding transcription factor activity, RNA polymerase II-specific; RNA polymerase II cis-regulatory region sequence-specific DNA binding. Gene Ontology annotation, cellular component: nucleus. Gene Ontology annotation, biological process: regulation of transcription by RNA polymerase II. Bases 55 to 1077 code for a protein of 340 amino acids. Lineage: Eukaryota; Viridiplantae; Streptophyta; Magnoliopsida; Brassicales; Brassicaceae. The transcript is spliced from 6 exons. The record is from RefSeq and is a predicted model, not a curated record.
UUAAGCCGAACAUCAACAUUUCCAACUCCAUCCUCCCAAGAAAAAGUGUGGAAGAUGAUGAACUCUUCUCUUCUAACUCCUUCAUCUUCAUCCCAUGUCCAAACUCCAGCGACGACCUUUGACCAUGAAGAUUUCCUCGACCAAAUCUUUGCUUCCUCCCCUUGGCCCUCCGACGAAGCUCAUCCUCCUCCUCCUCCGCCUCCGUCCUCAGAUGGUUUCGUCGACUCUAGGCAUCAACAGAUCAUGAUGAUGCCUUUACCGUCUCAUCACCAAAACGAGGUCGUUGAUGGCUCCUCGGUCCACUCUCUUUACAAUGGCUUCUCCGCCGGCGGAUCUCUUCCUUUCCACAUCCCUCAGGGAACGGCAGGUGGAAUGAUGAAUCAACAAGGACAAGCCCUAACGCAAAAGCAAACUCAACCGCAAGUGAGUGCGUCUAUAGCUACUGGUGGUACGGCGGCGGCUCCACCGCAGAGUAGGACUAAAGUCAGAGCUAGGAGAGGCCAAGCAACGGAUCCUCACAGUAUUGCCGAACGGUUACGACGAGAGAGAAUUGCGGAGAGAAUGAAAGGUCUUCAAGAACUCGUUCCUAACGGCAAUAAGACAGACAAGGCAUCGAUGCUCGAUGAGAUUAUAGAUUAUGUCAAGUUCUUACAACUCCAAGUCAAGGUACUGAGCAUGAGCAGAUUGGGUGGUGGUGCUUCCAAUUCUCAAAUCUCUGAGGAGAAUACAUCCUCAGCCGUCGCCGGGGGUAAUCAGGCGACCGGAAACUCCAACGACAGCUUGACGAUGACGGAGCAUCAAGUGGCGAAGCUGAUGGAAGAAGACAUGGGCUCGGCGAUGCAAUACCUUCAAGGGAAAGGUCUUUGUCUCAUGCCUAUCUCUUUAGCCACAGCAAUCUCAACCGCCACGUGUCACUCGCGUAACACUUUGAUCCCUGGAGCUGCCGGUGGGGUCGGAGGUCAUCCUUCUUCUCCCAAUCUUUCCGGCAUGAGCGUGCAGUCAACGAAUAAGGUGAAGUUAAGUGGUAACGGCGUGACUGAGGGAUCGCCGCCUCUCGUCGUUAAAGAGGCUGUUUAGGUUUCGAAGCCGUGAUAGCGUCUCUCUCUUUACUUUUGGGGUUAGGCAAAGAGAUAAACAAAAAGGAAACAUAAAAAGUGGGAAUGGAGUGGGAGACGAAAGCAAACCAACUUUUGGUCAAAGUCUACGAAGAAUAAGGUUGAGUUGUUUGAUGUGUUUUCUCUAAACGACGCAGUAUUUCUGGUAGAGUACCAAACCACUCGGGCACAUUUCUUUUUAUUUUCUUUAAAAAGAGUAUUUGCACUCUGGACACAUAAGUUAUACCAUAAUUGGCGAAGUGCCUAAUAACACUUUUAGCAACUAUUCUACAUUUUUUA